Molecule: messenger RNA, 444 nt
Organism: Geosmithia morbida
Lineage: Eukaryota; Fungi; Ascomycota; Sordariomycetes; Hypocreales; Bionectriaceae
Exons: 2
Coding region: 1-444 (147 amino acids)
Source: RefSeq, a predicted model, not a curated record
AUGCCGCCUGCCUACUCAUCUCCCAAGCCGCUAAGCACCACCGGUAUGGUGUCUAUCAAGCUAGCAGAGAUCUCCCGCUCAGAUAUCGUCGGCCUCACUUCAACCUCGGCCUCGGCAACUAUCACCGACGCCGUCCCGCUCGCGUCGUACAAAUGGUUCCCAGACUACCCCCUCUCUCCUCUCUUCCGCUCCGGCUGCAUAUCCAAGCCGGACUCUGACAUUCGCCCUGUCGACCUCGUAACCGAUCGAAACAACAUGCGCAAGCUCUUGACAUUUGCCAACCCAAACAGCUCAAACUUUGGCCACGAAGAGUUCACCCUCCAAGUUGAGAUUGCCAACAAAACUGCCGUGUUCUGCCGUGAUGUGGCCCGGAUGUACCGUGUCGUUGGGCCCCAGGACUUCCUCGGGUACGGGCACGCGUUUGAGAAGAAAUACACGCGGUAA